Gasterosteus aculeatus aculeatus (three-spined stickleback) is the source of this 1895-nucleotide messenger RNA. It is a transcript of the gene cct5, whose product is annotated as chaperonin containing TCP1, subunit 5 (epsilon). The record is from RefSeq and is a predicted model, not a curated record. Gene Ontology annotation, biological process: protein folding. NCBI's taxonomy places the organism in Eukaryota, Metazoa, Chordata, Actinopteri, Perciformes, Gasterosteidae. Gene Ontology annotation, molecular function: ATP hydrolysis activity; ATP binding; ATP-dependent protein folding chaperone.
GUAGACCCUUCCAGAAGUAGCCGGCGGACUCGUGCAGUCUGCUGUUUUCUCCACUCCAGGUUUUCGUCGUCAAAACUCAAUAUAUUAUCAGUUGAACACUUUCUGAGUGUCCCAUUCCCGCAGCCAACAUGUCCUCCAUGGGGACACUCGCUUUUGAUGACUAUGGGAGGCCUUUUCUCAUCAUUAAAGACCAGGACAAGAAGACACGGCUAUCUGGCAUUGACGCACUUAAGUCUCAUAUUAUGGCAGGCAAGGCAGUUGCGUCAACGCUGAAGACAUCAUUGGGACCUAAUGGACUUGACAAGAUGAUGGUUGACAAGGAUGGCGAGGUGACCGUCACAAAUGAUGGAGCCACUAUUCUCGGCCUGAUGGAUGUGGAACAUCAGAUUGCCAAACUCAUGGUGGAGCUUUCCAAGUCCCAGGAUGAUGAGAUUGGUGAUGGAACCACUGGAGUUGUUGUGCUGGCUGGGGCUCUACUUGAGCAGGCCGAGCAGCUGCUGGACCGGGGAAUCCACCCCAUCAGGAUCUCUGACGGUUACGACCAGGCCGCACGCGUUGCCAUAGAGCAGCUUGACAAAAUUGCUGAAACCUUACUGUGCGAUCCCAAAAACACAGAACCGCUCAUUGAGACCGCCAUGACAACACUGGGAUCCAAAAUUAUCAACCGGUGUCACAGACAGAUGGCCGAGAUUGCAGUGAAUGCCAUCCUUACAGUGGCUGACAUGGAGAGGAAGGAUGUCGACUUUGAGCUCAUCAAGAUGGAGGGUAAAGUCGGAGGCAAGCUGGAGGAUACACAGCUCAUUAAGGGAGUCAUAGUUGACAAGGAGUUCAGCCACCCUCAGAUGCCCAAGGUUCUGAAAGAUGUUAAAAUUGCUAUCCUUACCUGCCCAUUUGAGCCACCUAAGCCCAAGACCAAGCAUAAGUUGGAUGUGACCUCUGUGGAAGACUACAGAGCUCUCCAGAAAUAUGAAAAGGAGAAGUUUGAGGAGAUGAUCAAACAGGUCAAAAGCAAUGGUGCAAAUUUAGCCAUUUGCCAGUGGGGCUUUGACGACGAAGCCAACCACCUUCUGCUGCAGAACGAGCUGCCAGCCGUGCGCUGGGUUGGGGGGCCAGAGAUCGAGUUGAUCGCCAUCGCGACAGGAGGCCGCAUCGUGCCCCGCUUCUCCGAGUUGACACCGGAGAAGCUCGGCUCAGCUGGUUUGGUGAAGGAGAUCUCCUUCGGCACCACAAAGGAUCACAUGUUGGUGAUCCAGGAGUGCAAGAACACCAGGGCGGUAACCAUUUUCAUCCGUGGAGGCAACAAAAUGAUCAUUGAGGAGGCAAAGCGUGCCCUCCAUGAUGCUCUGUGUGUAAUCCGCAAUUUGGUCAGAGACAACCGUAUUGUGUAUGGAGGAGGAGCUUCAGAGAUCGCGUGUGCUCUGGCUGUCAACCAGGCUGCAGAUAAGUGCCCAUCACUGGAGCAGUACGCCAUGAGGGCGUUCGCUGAUGCUAUGGAGGUUAUCCCAAUGGCACUGGCUGAGAACAGUGGGUUUAACCCCAUCCAGACCAUGACCGAGGUCCGAGCUAGACAGGUCAAGGAGAACAACCCCUUCCUCGGCAUCGACUGUCUGCACCACAACACCAAUGAUAUGAAGCAGCAGCAUGUGGUGGAGACCCUGAUUGGAAAGAAGCAGCAGAUCUCCCUGGCUACUCAGGUCGUCAGGAUGAUCCUAAAGAUCGACGACAUCAGAGGCCCCGGGGAGAGCGAGGACUAAAGGCCCCCUGGAACACUUUAGGAUUUCCGGGCUGUUUUAGGCACUUCUCCAAGCACCGCGUUCCAACCGCACUGCAGAUUGCUAUUUAUCAUUUCAUACAAGCUAUUGUAGUUUCAAAAUCACCCAUUAAAUGUCGCUCAA